Messenger RNA from Asterias rubens (European starfish), 1653 nucleotides. RefSeq lists its product as uncharacterized. The transcript has 4 exons. Gene Ontology annotation, molecular function: phosphatase binding. The record is from RefSeq and is a predicted model, not a curated record. Gene Ontology annotation, biological process: negative regulation of phosphatase activity. NCBI's taxonomy places the organism in Eukaryota, Metazoa, Echinodermata, Asteroidea, Forcipulatida, Asteriidae. Bases 265 to 783 code for a protein of 172 amino acids.
CAAUUACAAGGCUCACGACGGUUUUUGUGCAGUAUUUGGAGCUGAAAAACUUAGUUUCUUGUAAAUAAAAAGAAGCUAUGGUUGUACUACAUAAAGUGGUCCACCUCUGUUGAUAUACCUGUAGUGGACCAAUUGUCCGGAGCAUACAUUUUCUACAUGAUGUGAACCAUGGAAUGAAGAGGUCCAACAACCCUUAAAUCGGUUCCCAAACAAAGAGUAAAGUCUACUUUCCCAUAGUCGACAUUGACAAACAAACAGAAAAGCAUGGCAGGCAAAAAGGUCCAAUUUGACAGCCCUUCUGAUGAUGGUACACUGCUUUCUCAGCCUGUGUAUCACUCCACGGCAGCCCUCGGUCACCAGCUGAAGACUCUAAAGCAGAUGGAGUUCGAUGCCGAGGGGACCGUGCUCAAGGCUCUGGAGAAGUCCGAAAUGGCUAGAAUCAACUUUGCCGAGAAGAUUGCCGAAGGUGUUAAUGUCUCCAAGAAAAAGAACAAAUAUUCAGGUCUGGUCAGUGUUGAUGUACCAGUAGAGGCAACUUUAGCACAGGAGGUGGAGGAGAGAUUGAGCAGACUAAACACCAACAGUAAAAAGCCCUGGCGUAAACCAACCAAGGCAUCAGAUGUUCCCCCUCCAAAUAUAAUGAAUGUGUUCACCCCUGACCUGAUAUUGGAAGAACCAAUUCUGCACGUACCCGCAUUGACCUUGCAGGAAAUCCGAGCAAAGCCGUGUUCACCAGAAUCAACCUUUGACCUCUACAGGCACAUGCAGUGUUGGGAUUCAUAACAAAGAGUGCAGUGCUAUAAAGGUAAUGGUGCAAUAAGUAUGUUAAUUAUUUUCAACAAAUUCAAGGAAGUAAAGAGUUUCCACUGUGACUGUGUUGUAACGAUAGGAGUAUGGGUUGUUCUUUGUCAACGUAUGCUUAUUUAUAAGCAAAAUGAUAAAAGAAGCUGAAAACAGUGUCUACUUGAUGAGAUAACGGCAAAAACUGUCGUGGUAUAGACCAAUCUGACGCGCACCGGGCGCCCAAGUGUUGAGCACCGCGCGCCAUUUGCUGCGGUGUCUUCAAUGCCUAGAUUGUGCAAAAAAAAGACACCGCAGUUGGUAAUUUUCAAUAGAGGGCGCACCCAAUUUUUUUUUCGGCGGAUUGGUCUAUUAUCACAAGAAUGUUGAAUCCAUUUACGUUUAGCAAGGUGACAGUGGGUACCAGCCGCAUCUCUGGAAAUUUGGAAAGGGAAAAAGAUAAAAGAUAUUGUGUCCCUUGAAAAAUCUAGGGUGCAAGAGAAAAAGACAACAUCAGACCAGCGGUUCUGGCCGUGUGAAUGACUUUGCACGCCAAGUCAUAUGGGAAAGAGGCAAACGUAUUACAGACACAUCCUUUCGUGACACAUAAACUUUGUGAAAAGUGAGCUACAGCAGGGUUUCUAAUACUGCAAUUAUUAGAUAAAACCCCUGUAAACAAUGUUCAUUGUCUUGGCUAAUAUGUUUCUGAUUUUAAUAUGAACUAUGUGGGAGCGGAAAUUCCUCAUUGUCACAUCAAUUUAUGCUGCAGUCCUUUGAAGCUUUUUAGAAGGACACUAGAUAAAUCGACUAUUAUUGGUUGCCUUAAAGACAGUGGAAACUAUUGGUAAUUGUCAAAGAUUAGUCUUCACAGUU